CGAGCCGGGCAGAGCGAGGGAGCGAGGGGCUGGUGGAAAGUUCGCGAAUCGCUGCCAGGGUGGGGAGCGAAACCGAGCUCAUUCCACCCCUACCCCACCCGCGGGGGGGUCCGCAUUCCCCCCCCCCCCUCUCCCCGACACUUCCCUCCGUCCUAUCCCCUGUCGUUCACCGCCUGCAGCCGCCAUCUUCCCUGAGCGGGAGUAACCGCCAUCGCGGCUCCGGGCCCCGUCUGGGCUUUGAAAAGGCGAGGGGGCCGCCAUCAGCCGAGAGAGACCGAGCUGGAGUGUGCGGCCUCCCGGGAAUUACUGUGGACCUGAAUCCAGGCCCCGGGAGGCAGUGGGUGAGGGCAGACCCAGCGAUGUACCGACGCCCUCCGCCGACUUAAUCCGGGUGGAGGGCUUGAAGAUUCGGCCUGUGUCAGGCGGAGCAAGCCGAGCUCCGCCGUGAUUUAUCGCGGAGAAAUUUCCCUUAUUUUCUUCAGAAAACACACCAAGAAACAACCGCAUUUUAAUCCCGCGCCAGAGGAAAGUGAGGGGAGUUUAUUUUCUUUACCUUUAUUUUUUUUUAACCGAGAUGUUGGCCGGAGCCAAGGACAAUCCGUGCCGUAAAUUCCAGGCUAAUAUCUUCAAUAAGAGCAAAUGUCAAAAUUGCUUCAAACCCCGGGAGGUGCACUUACUGACGGACGAGGACUUGAACCAGGCUAAACCCAUUUACGGAGGCUGGUUGUGUUUGGCACCUGAAGGCACAGAUUUUGAAAAUCCAAUGCAGAGGUCAAGGAAAUGGCAGCGCAGAUUCUUUGUGUUAUAUGAACAUGGCUGUCUACGUUACGCUUUGGAUGAAUCGCCAAGUACCCUGCCACAAGGGACAGUUAACAUGAAUCAAUGCACAGAUGUUGUUGAUGCAGAGCCAAAGACUGGUCAGAAGAAUGCACUCUGUAUUGUAACCCCUGAACGUGAAUUUUUCAUUCGUGGCGAGUCCAAAGAAAUAAUUAAUGGAUGGCUUGAACAACUGACGGUAUAUCCCAGAACCAAUAAGCAAAAUCAGAAGAAGAAAAGGAAAGUGGAACCUACAACUGCGCAGGAGCCUGGGCCAGCUAAAGUAGCAGUGACAGGUUCAGGGAUCCCUGAUCCAGAGAAGAUUCCAGAUUCACGGUCCAGCCUGUGGCAGGAGGAGUUUCAUGGUAGAGAUGUGGAAACAACUCCAAAUUGGCCUGUUCCUGAUGGUGGUUCUCACGGAGGACUGUUUUCCUUGAGAGAGAGUGAUGUCCAUCCCCUUGAUGUUGUGUCUGAUCAUAGUUCUGUUAAUGGAGAUGAGGUGGAUAGAGGAAGGGUGCUACCUCUUGAUCAGCAGAGGCAAGAAAUACGUGUCCUUUCGCCUGCCAGCAGUUCUUCGAGCAAGCACGGUAUGGAACCUGGUGGCAUUCCCCGUUGUCCAUCACCAGUGUACAGUGAUCCUUUUCCAUCGGCCAGUAGUCUGUUAUCGAAUGGAUCACAUAUCAGUGGAUCAAUGAGCUCUUUGGAUUCAGAAGCAAGUGGAAGUACAGUAACAAGCACAGAUAGUCACCAUGCUGAAGCUAUGGCCAGCAGAGCUGACCAUUCACGAGCCAAUAGAGAAUUUUAUGAAGUUGACAUGAGAAAAGUGGGAAAACGGACACGAAUAAGAAGUCCAGAGAGAGGUGAAACAGACCAAGUGAUUGGGCAAGAUGGAAGGCGUUCCACUGUGAUAGAGAAGUUAGAAGCUCUUGAGCUGGAUGCUGAUCGAAUGGAUGCUGAUGAAACAACUCUCAGUGAUUCACGACCAGGAAGAAGUGAAACUCGGCAAGUUCAAAGGAUAGAGGAAAUGAAAAAGAAACCUGUCAGAGAGCAGCGCUUUCAUUCUUCUGCUAUACCUCCUCUUCGGCGGGCAAAAUCCCUUGACAGAAGAACAACGGAAUCCAUUAUGACGCCGGAUCUCCUGAACUUUAAGAAAGGGUGGAUGGUGAAGCUCGAUGAAAUGGGUCAGUGGAAGAAAUACUGGUUUGUACUGACUGACCAUAGCCUGCGUUACUACAAGGACUCAAUUGCUGAGGACGCAUCAGAUUUGGACGGUGAAAUUGAUUUAUCUACUUGCUAUAAUGUAACUGAAUAUCAGGUCCAGCGCAACUAUGGCUUCCAAAUCCAUACCCAGGAAGCUUUGUUUACCCUUUCUGCAAUGACUGCUGGCAUCCGACGCAAUUGGAUGCAGGCAUUGAUGAAAAAUAUCCGACCUUCAACAGCACCAGAUGUUGCCAGCUUACCAGAAGAACAAUGUGCUGUGAUGCUACCAGAUACUACUCCACAUUAUGAUAGCAAAUCAGAUUCCCCAUCCUCUGAAGCUUCUUCGGUGGAUAAAGAGACAGGGCAGAGAAAAAGCCGAGCACGUGAAAGGAGGAGAGAGGGCAGGUCAAAAACUUUUGACUGGGCAGAAUUCAGGCCAACAGCACAAGCAAUAGCACAAGAAAGAGCAGCAAAAGCAGAUUCAUGUGACAGUCAUGCGGAGAGAUUUGGUGCAUCUUCAUCAGACAUGAAUGACUGGGAACGGACUAAACGGCGCGAGGAACGUAGAAAAAGAUAUGAGGCUGUGACUGGAACAGUAGGCUCGAGUUCAGGUGAUACAAAUAGGAUGGAAUUUGAACCAUCAAGUUCCUCACCGUUGCUGGAUCGGAGACAAAAGAUGCACGAUGAAAUUGAAGAGCACUGGCAGCAGGUAGAACGCACGCCCAUAAGGGAAGAACGACGGGUACCUCUGGCAACAGUACUGGCAAGUUCACAAACAUCACAGAUUGAUAAGCUACUGGAAAGCCAUACAAAAGAGCUUGAAGAAUUGAAAACUCAGUUGGAGCAUUGCCAGCAGGAGUUAAUAGACGCACAGAAAUACAGAACAGAACUCGAAGCUCAGCUGAAGGCUAGCAUGGAACGUGAACAACAGAUUCGUUCUGGGUAUAUAUCUCAGCUGGAGCCACCUUUGGCAAGUUCAAAUGCCUGGCAGCAGCUACAGAAGCUGAACCAGGAUCUACAAGCUGAGCUGGAAGUUCAACAACAAAAACAGGAAGGGGUAAAUGCACAAACUCAAAGCCUAAAAAAAAGCUAUCAGGAUGCCAAGGAGCUCCUGAGACAACAAGAGACAAAAAUGCAAAACCUUCAGGCCAGAUUGGACAUUUCUUUAUCAGAGGUUGCCAUAAAUGAACAGUCAUUAUCUAAAACACAAAAUGAUUUGCGCCUUGAGCGUCAAAAGUAUAAAGAACAAGCAGAUGAAUACGAGAGAAAACUAAGUAUGUUUAGCAAUAAGUUGCAAGAGAGUGAAGAGAAGCUUCGAGAGGUAGAGGGGCUCCUUCUUGAAAAAACACAAGCUUUUAGGGAUCUAGAAAGACAAAUGGCUCUUCAGGAUGACUAUCAGCGAGAAGUCAGGCGACUACAAGAGCAUCUAGAAGGAGUAACCAGUCGGUUGCAGAACAGUGAACAAGGGGUCAUUCUGAGUGAAGAACGUUUUCAGAAACAAUAUGAGAGCCUGAAAGACAAAUAUGAAAAGGAAAAGGAUAUCCUAUCACAUGGUGUACAAGAAGCUGAAGAGAAAGUUAGAGAGUAUGAAGAUCGUCUGCAGUCUUUUGAGGCUCAGUUAGAGAGAGCUCAAAAAGAAAAACUGGCAGUAUCUUUCAAAAGCAGUGAAAUGGUGAGACAAAUGGAAGAACAUGUUGAGAUGACUGAAGGCACAGUUAAAAGGCUGACCCAUGACAUAGACAUUUUGUCAGCUGAGAAUGAACAAUUGAAGCAACAACAUCAGGAAAUUGUCAAUCAGUUGACAGAAGCUGAUAGAGAGGUUGAAGGACUGAAGUUAGAAUUGGUGAAGGAGCGAGCAAGAUAUAGAGAUUUGAAUGAAGAUUUUGAAAAAUCUAUUCUAGAGGUGAAUAAACUUAAUAAUGAAGUGGAAGAAAACAAUUUUAAAAUGGUGUCACUGAAGGAAUCUUAUGAGAGGGAACUUGAAAAGAAAAAUAAAGACUUCAACGAGGCUUUAAUUAAGCUGAAAGCUUUAGGUACCAGUUUGGAGGAGACAGAAAAGAAACUUCAGCUUAAAGAGGCUACACUUAAAGGCCUUGGUUGGCAGGUACCAACAGACAUUGAUAUGCUUAUAGAGAAGAAAGAAGAACUUCAAAACAAGUUAGAAGAUGCUGAAGCUAGGCUGGCUCAACAGGAGAUAAAACUGCAGUUAACCGAAAACAGUUAUCAAGAACUUCUUUCCCAAAGCAAUAAACCCCAAUCAGAUACUGAAACUUCAAGAAAAAGUGCUGAAUGUGGAGCAAGAAGAAACCUGCUAGGUACUUCUACAGUUGAAAAUAUUCUUCAUGCCACAAGCAGUUCAUUUGAACCAGUGGAGGUUGAGAUCUCAAUUAGUUGUAUCGCACAGCUUUCGAAAGAAUUAAUGGCAAGGCUUCAGCUUUUGGAGAGCCAGUUAUCAGCAGUGACUGAUUCAGUAGGACAAACAUGCACGGAAUGUUGGUUUUCAGGACUGCCGUCCUCUCUGAAUACUGAAAGUUCAUGCUACAAAAUAGCAGAUGGUUGUAUUAUAGAUCUGAAAAAAUGUCUGGAAAUUAUAUGCACACUUGAAACUAAGCUAUUAAUAACAAAACAAGCCAUUAAAGGGGAAACUGCUUGUCCUUUAGAUGAAUCAGCAAGCCUGCAAUGUAAUGCUGAAACUCAUGGAGGACUGUCUGACCCUGAAGUUCAUUUAAAAGAACAGAGAAAAGAAAACCAGUCAUUAACUUAUUCAAUGUCUCAGCAGUUUUCCAGUUCAAAUGUCAGACUUGAGAUACUAGUGCAAGCUGCAAACUUUGAAUUCCAAGCACUGCAAGCUAAACUGCUUCAGUUGCGUAAAGUGUUGGAAGGUUUGCAACAGAAAACUGGUCACCUUGCUCAAAGAUGGGACUCUGAACAACAUGGACAAUUGUCUGACUUGGUACAUGCAUUGCAAAGUUCAGUACAAUACUUGCAACAAAUGGAAGAAGGUUUAGCCAGAAAAGAGAGAACAUUAUUCAGUGAAGAAUAUUUAAUGAAAGCCUCUUUAUCAGAGGAAGAAAAGCUACAAUGUUUAGUUGACAAACUGGCACUUGAAGCAGCAACACUUGAUAAUAUUGCUGAUGCUUUGCAGAAUUCUGACUCUGGAAUAAAAAGUACUUUAGAUGAAAUUAGAAAGCACAGUGAAAACAUUACUCUAAUUUCACUGGAAGAAAUCAGUAAAAUAGGACCUUCAGUUCUCAACAAAUUAUUAAUUGAAGGAGAAUUUUGGACAAAUUUUCCGAUGAUCCAUGAAAGCAAGACAUCAGAUGUUGACGAACAAUUGAAUGAACCCAUGCGAAGUUAUUUCAAAAUGAUGGCAAACAGUACUUUGGUGAAAGGCGAAAUUAUGUUCUGUGCUCAUAAUAUUUUGGAGGCUUCAGAAGAAAAAUUACAACAUUUGAAAGCGCAGUAUAUGAAAAUGCAUCACAGAAACCAGAACCAUAAACAGAUGCUCAGGAAUGUUCUUGAUGCGUAUGGCACAUGUCGGUUUGAUGGGCUGCUUCAGGAAAUUCGAAGUGAACUAAACAAUGAUGAAGAAGGUGAAUCACUGUUCUUAUGUUCACAACCACUCAAACUACCAAUAGCAUCUGUUUCUGCUGACCAAGAUUUUGAACUUCAAGUAAGGGCAGAGUUAGUACAACAAAUUAGGAGAAAUGCUUACACAUUGAAGAAAAUGUCAAACUCCAUUCAGUCGGGUGCAGAUGAUGAUCUUUGCCUCUUGGCCAGAAGGCUUGUUCACAGUAUGGAUUGCAUACCUGCAUUGAGCAGACAUAGUAAUUCAAAAAUUAUGUGGCCUUUUUUGCUUCAGGAUGCAGUCUUACAGGCUGAAUUAUCAUAUGUAAUCUCCAAGAUUCAGUUGAAGCAUGAUCUUGCACAAAGUGGGAAUAUGCAGCUGAGAUUGGAAGCAAUGAAGGUGGAACACUCAAACUUCACUACUUUAUUACAGAGCAAACAUGCUGCUGAGCUGAAAAAGCUGAAAGAGCAACAGGAUUUGGAGCUAAAGAAAUUAAAAGAGGAGAUUGUAGAGUUUAAAAAGUUGGAUAUUUCACAACCGGGCAUUUAUGCUGGAGCAACUCAUAUCCAAAUUGAGGGAGAACCAAUUGACUCAUUAGACAAAGCUAUUGAACUGCAGGACAUGGCAGCAAGGCAUAAGAAGGAGCUGCGGGAAGUGAGAGAAGCAUAUGAAGCAGAGGUGGAGAAAUUAAAAAGGGAGAUAACAAGGGCAGGGGAGACACUCAGACUGAAAACUGAAGAAAAUGUGAAGGAAAUAGAUUCAUUGACUAUCUGCAUGGAGAAUUUAAAGGAAAAGCAUGUUGAGGAGCUCAGGAGACGAAAAGAAGAAUUUAAGAUGGAGAAGAGAGAGCUAGAGCAAAGGUUUGCGAGAGUAAAAGAAGAACUCACACAUGAAAUAGAAGCUUUAAAAGAAUGUAGCAACUUCAAAGAGGUGGAUGUUGUAUGUGAUCUGCAGAGAUCCACUGACCAGUACAGAAAAACAGCAAAUGAGCCACAUUCUGUGAUCUUGCUGAGAAAUCGCAUACAAGAGCUGGAGUCCCAGAUAGAUGUCAUGAAAAAUAAGAUUGAAGUCGGCCCAACAACUCUGCGGGAGAAAUAUGAAAAGGACUUGGAGAACCUCAAGGCUACAUGUGAACGUGGAUUUUCUGCUAUGGAAGAAUCACAUCAGAAGGUAAUAGAAGAGCUUCACCGACAACACCAACGAGAACUAGAGAACCUCCAGGAAGAUAAAGAGCGGUUGUUGGCUGAAGAGACAGCUGCUACCAUCUCUGCAAUUGAAGCAAUGAAGAAUGCACACCGCCUGGAACUUGACCGUGAACUGGAAAGGAUAAGAAAAUCACAAAGCAGUAAUGUAAAUGCAGAUCUUGAUGAAAUAUGCAAACAGCACGAUGAGGAACUGGCAUCAUUACAACGAGAAAUUGAGGUUUUGUCAGAACAGUACUCCCAGAAGUGUUUGGAAAAUGCACACUUGGCUCAGGCUUUGGAAGCAGAGCGACAGGCAUUAAGACAAUGCCAGCGUGAAAACCAGGAACUCAAUGCACACAACCAGGAACUGAAUAAUCGUCUGGCUACAGAAAUAACCCGACUGAGAACAGUGAUGACAGGUGACAGUGGAGGAGAUGCUACUGGCCUAUCACAAGGCAAAGAAGUAUAUGAAUUAGAGGUAUUGCUGCGGGUUAAAGAAUCAGAAAUACAGUACUUAAAACAGGAAAUUAAUUCCUUGAAAGAUGAACUGCAGACUGCUCAACGUGAUAAGAAAUAUGCUACAGACAAAUAUAAAGACAUCUAUACAGAGCUAAGUAUCGUAAAAGCUAAAUCAGAACGUGACAUAAACAGACUAAAAGAGCAGCUGCAGCUGGCACAGGAAGCACUGGGAGAGCAGCCGAUGGAUGAAACAGAGCACAGCAGAUACGAUAUUAUGAAAUCAAAAAGCAAUCCAGAUAUUCUAAAGAUGGCAGCUGCAGCAAAACGAGCAGAUCGAACACAAAGAUCAAAGAGUCUCAAAGAAGGACUUACUGUUCAACAGAGGUUUCAUCUAUUUGAAAAUAAGGAGACAAAAGAAUUUUAAGAGCUCCUUUGCAUGUUCAAGACCACCACCUUGUCCCUGCAGAAAAUUGCAGCUCAAAGAUGACUCUGAGCGCUUUGGUUUGCUGCAGCUGUGAUAAAGAAGCUGUAUUUUAAACAAAGCAAAUACAUCCCCACACACCUAAUUUCCCUUAGAUUAUUAUUGUGAAGUUCUAGCAUUUACUUUAAGCUCCAUGCACUGCAGAUUACUCUUAUUGCAAUCUCUAACUGUAAAUACUACAUAGGGAUUGGCUUCUUUGUUUCGAUGUUUGGGGUUCUUGACCCUCACAAAGUCUGUAAAGCUGAUUUAUAUACACUGCUGUAUAAGCUACUGUGUAAACAAAAUGGGAAAUCCUUUUUAGAGAAAAAAGUAUGGAAGACACUACUUGUAUAUAACCUCGAGAAGGGAUGCUUGUUUAUUUUCAAUUUUGUUUUUUGGACUGAGAGUUGAAGCUUGAUCUGGAUGUUGAAUACUUGGAGCAGAAGGUACAAGUUAGAGUGUCCCAUUUUACCAGUCUGCAAAGUACUCUUCAGCACCUCCCACACAAAACAAAUCUUAUUAAAAUUGUCACAACCUUCCAUAAUAAUUCUGUUUUGCGUUUUUUUUGUAAGCCCAUUAACUAGGGCUGUAACUGAACUUUGAAACUUUUAAAACUUUUUAGAUAGAUUUGGCUGUGAUUUUGAAGCUUUAUUCAUUUUGAUACUGUUGCUCAUGCCAUUUCUACAGCCACUGGUGAGGAACAUAUAUCCCAUAUUACAUUGAAAAUUGUAAAGGAACUGCCAGCAUAUGACAGAAAUAUAAGUAAACAACAUGUACUGUUAAUCUUUAAUUGACACUGAUCUAUAUUCAGACUUUAAACCAGAAGCCUAACUAAUCUGUCUUUUGGUGAGCACUUGCUAUUCCUUAUUCUUCCAGCACUGUUUGUUUCUGUGCAUAACAAGUACACCAAGAGUUUCAUUGUAUCCCGUGCAGUACUCAAGUGACUUUUUAUAAUGUUAACGUGAAAUAAAAACAUUGAAAACUGAGUGAUCACCAGAUGACAAGGCAAGUGAAAAAUAAGAUUGCAAUUUGACCAUUUGUGUGGUUACAAAUGUAAUUUUGUAGAAAAAAACCUGAACAAAAAAAAAGAUCUCUUCAAGUUCACCUUUUAACAGUAACCAGUGCAUCAAAGAAGAAUCCACUGCAGAUAAAUGCAAGUUACAGUAGUUGAUUUAUUCGGUACUAAUGACAUGUUGUUUGAGUAAAUGUGCUUACACUACCUUGAAAACUAUAAGCUGGAGUGACGUGAAGGAGUGUGUUUGUGUCAUUUUGAUAGUUUCAUAUUCCAGUUUUUCUCAUUAGCCCACCACAAAGAUCCUGUUUCUCAGAAAAUAAAAACAAUAGAUCUGAAAAUGUUGGUACUUUUUUGUUGCCCAGUAUGUGCAGAAGGGGUGUUAUCUUGCUGUAUGUGAGAGAGUGUGAGGAGAUGUUAUUGAGUAACUUCAUAGCUUCUGCCAGUGGCAGGCCCCUGUAUUUAUUUAAAUGUGCUGAAUUUGCUCCCCUUCCCAAUAAUAAAAACUGCUGUCUGUGAUUGUAAAUACACAGUAAAUACCACACCACCAAAACUUUGCAUAUGUUAGCAAUAAAAUAUUUUUGCACCACG
This is a messenger RNA of Hemiscyllium ocellatum (epaulette shark), 9290 nucleotides long. RefSeq names its product myosin phosphatase Rho interacting protein (gene mpripb). Gene Ontology annotation, biological process: actin filament organization. The transcript has 24 exons. Bases 575 to 7651 code for a protein of 2358 amino acids. Gene Ontology annotation, molecular function: actin filament binding. Lineage: Eukaryota; Metazoa; Chordata; Chondrichthyes; Orectolobiformes; Hemiscylliidae. The record is from RefSeq and is a predicted model, not a curated record. Gene Ontology annotation, cellular component: actin cytoskeleton.